Messenger RNA from Diabrotica virgifera virgifera (western corn rootworm), 5712 nucleotides. It is a transcript of the gene cta, whose product is annotated as guanine nucleotide-binding protein subunit alpha homolog. Gene Ontology annotation, cellular component: brush border membrane; heterotrimeric G-protein complex. The record is from RefSeq and is a predicted model, not a curated record. Lineage: Eukaryota; Metazoa; Arthropoda; Insecta; Coleoptera; Chrysomelidae. Gene Ontology annotation, biological process: adenylate cyclase-modulating G protein-coupled receptor signaling pathway; Rho protein signal transduction. The transcript has 3 exons. The coding region runs from base 104 to 1210 and encodes 368 amino acids. Gene Ontology annotation, molecular function: D5 dopamine receptor binding; G-protein beta/gamma-subunit complex binding; GTPase activity.
UAAACUCUUGAAAACUAGUGUAAACUUUAACACAGAAGUAUGUAGUGAUAGUGAUAGUAAGUGGCGAUGAGGGUUUUGCUUUAAUUCCCGAAGAAUAUCAAAAAUGUCCACUUUUAUGUGGUCGUGUCCGUGUUGCCUACGCUUCAAAUUCAGCCCCGAAGAGCUGGAGCAGCGCUACAAAAGUCACGAAAUUGACAAAAUGAUUGAAAAGGACAGACAAGCGAUGAAAAGGCAGGUCAAACUCCUCUUGUUAGGCGCUGGGGAGAGUGGGAAAUCAACAUUUCUUAAGCAAAUGCGAAUAAUUCACGGGAUCAAAUUCGAAAACCAUCUCGUAAAAGAAUAUCAACAAGUGAUUUACCAAAACUUAGUGAAGGGGAUGAGGGUUCUAGCGGACGCACGGGAUAAGUUGGGAAUACCGUGGGGUGACAAUAAUAAUAGUGAGUACGGUCAAAAGUUGCUGGAGUUUGAUAGUAAAACGGUGCUGGACUCUAAAAACUUUAAUCAAUUUAGUCCUCUUUUAUCCAAACUGUGGAAAGACAAUGGAAUAAAAAGGGCCUACGAACGGCGGAGAGAAUUUCAAUUGAGUGAUUCCGUAGAAUAUUUCCUGAAUAACCUCGAACGGAUAUCCCGACCGGACUACAUUCCCACCAACCGAGACAUCCUCCACUGCCGGAAAGCCACCAAAGGAAUCACGGAGUGCGUCGUCCCCAUCAACGGUAUCCCCUUUUCCUUCGUCGACGUGGGCGGACAACGGUCCCAGCGACAGAAAUGGUUCCAGUGUUUUAACGCCGUCACCUCCAUCCUCUUCCUUGUCUCCUCUUCCGAGUUCGAUCAAGUCUUGUUGGAAGAUAGGAAGACCAAUAGGCUAGAAGAAGCUAGAGACAUUUUCGAUGCGAUUGUCAAUAACGUUAAUUUUAUCGGCGUGGCUAUUAUGUUGUUUUUGAAUAAAUACGAUUUAUUGGAGAAGAAGGUAGCCAAUCCAGAAACGGACAUCCGCUGGUACUUUCCCCAAUUCAAGGGAAACUCACACUCAAUGCAGGACGUUCAGGAUUUCAUCCUUACCAUGUUCACCGGCAUCAAAAAGGACCCGAAGAAACUCCUCUAUCACCACUUCACUACCGCAGUAGACACGGAGAACAUCAAAGUCGUCUUUAAUUCAGUCAAAGACGCUAUCUUACAUAGGAAUUUGGAGAUUUUGAUGCUACAGUGAGAUUUAGAUAAACGAGAAACGUAUUUAUGUUCACCAGGCUGUGUUUAACACAACAUAAAGUUGAUUAAGACUGACUCGAUUUUAUGAAAGUGCAGGGAGUCUGUUAUAUCUCUAUCAAAAGAAUUGUUAUAUUAAAUUGUUGAAUCUGUUGCCUGUGUGGGUCCAUUUCAAGUAUUGGAAAAUGAAAUAAACGAAUAGUCUUACUCACAAUCACUUAUAUUUUAGCACAGGUGACCGAUUUCGCUUUCUAUAAUAUAAAAAACAUCAUCAGGUCUCCGGAACAGUCAAAUUAAAUGCUAAAAUUACAAUAACCAGAAUUAGUAAGCUGUCUGGUACAGAUCGAAAACAAAAUUGAUCAAGCCAAUAUUCUAUAUAUAAAUGUAUCUGUACAGUAAUAAUGGUGUACAAUAUUUAGAAACUAUUGCUUUCAUGCCGAUACAAGGAAGAUGAAGAAUAUUCCUUGUAUCAGCAUGUAAGUAAUAAUUCAUAAACAUUGUGCACCAUUAUUACUGUACACAUACAUUUAUAUAUAGAAUAUUGGCUUGAUCAGUUUUCGAUUUGAAUCAGACAUCAUACUAAUUCUGGAUAUUGUAAUUUUAGCAUUUAAUAUUGCUGUAUCGGAGACCUGAUGAUGCUUUGUAUAUUAUAGAAAGUGAAACCGGUCGUCUAUGGUAAAAUAAAAGUGAUUGUGAGUAAGUUUAUUCAUUUAUUUCAUUUUGCAAUAAUUGUUAUGUAUUAUCAUACAGGCUAUAACUUUCCAAUAAUCUGAUACAAGAAAAAGUCUGUUAAGUUUUCUGAUAUGUAUUGUGGAAACUAAUACAUUAACCCACAGAAAGAAAAUUUUUUAAUCAGCAACAUACCUAUUCUGUUGGUUUUGAAGUUCACUGGCUCAGAUUUUUAAGUGCUUUUUAUGCUAGUCCAGGGCGCAUCUGUUUUGAGAUGGACGUUGAGAGGUGAUUCAUAUUUUUUGCAGAAAUUGCUUGGAAUUAACUCAUAAUUGAGUUAUCCUCCCACUCAGAAAGGUCUGGAACAUUGUUUAAAUAAUCAAAAUGUCAAAAAAUGAAGGAAAAUUCGAAUUUUUUCUUCUUUUUUUGAUUAUAACUUUCAAAGUAUUCACUUCCGAGAAAAGUUACACUAACAUAAAAGUUGCAUAAUUAAAUUUCCUACAAUAUAGGUUUUGUUACAAUUUUAAAAAUUGUCACCCUUGUUGCAAAAUAGCAAUAAUUUCGAAAAAACCAUAAAAAAACAAGUAGUAGCAUUUUACAUUUUUCACCCAUUUAUGCUACACUUAGUACCUUCAUAUUUUACACAAAAAAACUUUAUGAUAUAGUCAAACAAUACUGUAAAUUUGAUUAAGAUCGGUUCAAAAUAUUUUGCAAUCCAGCUUUCGCAAAAAAAAUUAUUUUUUUCAAAAUGUUGCAGGACUGAAAAUAAAGCAGAUAGCAAGUUGACAUUUUUUUUACAUAUAGUAGCAUACUGUACCUUUCAUUUGCAAUUUGCAAAAUUAAAGUCGAUUAACUACCACGGCGCCAGGAGUUUUUUUAAAUAAACAAUAAUUUUUUGUGCUACGCGCAGGACAGCGGUGUUCGAUUCACACAAGUGGAUUUCCAUCAAAAUUUCUUCCAAUCUUUAUCUAAUAUAUUAUUUUCUUACUCUAUAUUUUGUUGUAUUUUAAUAUUUUAUUUCUACAAAAAUCAAACUAAUUUGAUUAUUGCUUGUGAAAUAUUGUUUAAACAAUUGCAUAUGUCUAAAAAUAAUAAACUUUUAUUCUAAAGCUAAAAUAUAUGAACAAAGAAAGUUUUUGCUAAAAAAAGUUUUAUUUCAAAGGUCCGAGUAUGUGUUUUAUUUUGCAAUAAACAAAUUUAUUUAUUUAUAUCGAAAUGUACUAAAAAUUUUAAUUUAUCAAUCAUUAUCAAAGGUCAUUGGAAUGCCCAAUCAGAGCAAACUAUCCGCUGUCCUGCGCGUAGCACCAAAAAUUAAUGUUUAUUUAAAAAAAUUCCUGACGCCGCCGUGGUGGUUAACCGAUUUUAAUUUUGCAAAUCGCAAAUGAAAGGUAGAGUAUUCUUCUAUAUGUAAAAAGAAAUUCAACUUGCUGUCUGGUUCAUUUUCAGUCCUGCAACGUUUUGAAAAAAUGAAUUUUUUGCGAAAGCUGGAUUGCAAAAUCUAUUGAACUGAUCUUAAUGAAAUUCACAGUAUUAUUUUAUUAAAUGAUAAAGUUUUUCUGGGUAAAACAUGAAGGUUCUAAGUGUAGCAUAAAUGGUUGAAAACCGUAAAAUGCGAAUACUUGUUUUUUCGCAAUUAUUGGCAUUUUACAACAAGGGUGACAAUGUUUAAAAUAUUUAACUAAUCCUAUAUUGUAGAAAAUUUAAUUACGUAACUUUUAUGUCAGUGCAACUUUUCUCGGAAAUGAAUACUUUUAAAGUUAUAAUCAAAAAACGAAGAAAAAAAUCGAAUUUUUCCUUCAUUUUUUGACAUUUUGAUCAUUUAAACAAUGUUCCGGACCUUUUUGAAUGGGAGGAUAACUCAAAUAUUAUUAUAUGAGUUAUUUUCAAGCAAUUUUUGCAAAAAAAUAUGAGUCCAAACGUUUCUCAACGUCCAAAUGUACUAAUAUUUUUACAGAUGCGGGCUCAAGUUUACCUUGUCUUUUCCUUACAUAAAGGGGUUUAAAAACUCAAAUUUUUUCUAAUGUUUCCAGAACCAUAUUUUAAUACAGAAUUAUUUUAUUUUAAUAUCACAAUAUGGUCUCGAUUAUCCAAUUAUUCUUAUGAUGUUCAAGUUGAGAGAAAUGCUACAGGUAGGUUGGAUAAUACUCAUAGAAUAUAUUUGUAUCUUUAAUAGAAAAUAUUUUCUAUAUCCUUAAUUAUUGCUGCUUUAAAUGUAUAUCCAAAUAAAAAAGGCGUGUUAUCCAAAAUAUCCAAACCUUGUUAUUGGGGAAUAUGACAAAGCUCAAAAUAUUUAAAGCUAUACUAUACUACAUUUACAAUCAAGGUGCAGUAGAAAUAAACAAACUAAGACUCGUUAAAUGCAACUAGGAGCACUCCCAAAUCAUAAUUUACAAUGUAUAAACUUUGGAAAUCAUGAUUUGGGAUUUACCAUGUAAUACAUUGUAAAUUAUGUUUUGGGAGUGCUCCUUGUAUGCUUUUUCUCAUGAGGAUCUUUCAGUGCGUCACAGUUUUUCGAUUUCUUUUUAACGCAUUAAAUUGUAUGUGACAGAAAAAAUAAAAAACGCACGUCGGUGACAUUUAUAACAUUUAUUCUAGUUGUCAAUAGAUGAUGCUAUAAUCGAAAAAAAAAUUAUUUACUAAUUAUAUAAUAUAUCUACGAAUAUAAUCUGUACAAUUUAUGACUAUACAAAUCAAAGAAAAUACCAUUUUAUAAAUGCAAUAAACUCAAUUGAUUUGUUUUUAUUCCAAAUUGAAAAUAAAAUGUGACAACUGUCAGAUUUAACUAAAAUGUCAUGUUAGAAUAAAUGUCAUAAAUGUGUAUUAUCACGGACUUACCUUUUUUUUUUCUAUCAUUUGUGACGCACUGAAAAAUGCUCAUGAAAAGAAGCUUAACAUUCAACUUGUCUUGAUUUGUUUAUUUCUAGUGCAUCUUUAUUGUGAUUUUAGUAUAGUGUUUAUAUGAUUAAUUUUAUCUUUUAAAGUGAUAAGUGUUUUAAUUUGAACCCUCAAUAACAAAAAAUUUUUACUAACUUAUCAGAGUCUUAUUACAUUUUGGAAGUAAUCAAGUAUAAUAAUUUAUAAUGUUCUUUUGAAAUAGGCUUAAACUUCUGAAGCAAAAUAAUGAUUCUUGCAGUGUAAUUAUUGAAAUAUACACAGACUCCCUUUGACACUGUUCUAUGAUAAUAAGAAACCUGUUGAAUUUUAGAAACAUUCAUUAACGAAAUUAUAACAGCUGUUUAUUAUUUACCUCUUUUAUAAACCAUUAUUUGUAAAACCUACUUUACAAAAUUUCAUUUUGAAUUCAAUUUAAAACUUAAACAUUGAUGGAUUCGACGGUUACUUGAUGGACAUUCAUUUUAUCCAGGAAUAAAACACUGAAAACUUUUGUAUUCACUACUUCCACAAAAUUUAUUAUAAGUUAAUGUCACUAUUGCAGUGUCGGUAGAGUGCCUUUCUUAAGUGAUGUAUUUUACUAAUGAUGUGCGCUUUUGGUCUUUCAGAAUUUUCUCAGCCUUUUAUGUUCUGCUACACGUUUGUCAAACGUUCUGCCAGUCUGACCGAUGUAAGUUUUUGGACAGUCACCACAUAUCAGUUUGUAUACACCACCCUGUAAUUGCGUAUGUAAUAAUAAUAGCCAAAAGAAACAUUGAUUACAGAGUGGUGUAUACAAACUGACAAGUGGUGACUGUCCAAAACUUACAUCGGCCAAACUGGCAGAACCUUUGACAAACAGAUAGCAGAACACAAAAGGGCAUUCAAUAAUAAAAAAAAAACAGAUUCUACUCUUCACCUUCUAGAUCAUAAUCAUUCUUUUAAGGAACAGUUUUAAACUCUUCA